AACAGUUCCUUUAAUGGGCACGUUUUAGGAAAUAAACCAUAGGAGAUAACAAAAGGGUCAAGGUUAGUUCACUAUUGAGAAUCAGAGGUAGACUGUGAGUUCCUCCACAGAACGGAGAGAUAUGAACCGCCUGAUGAUGCCUUCAGGAUGGUCCGUAUGCGCCCAGGAGGCGAGGGCACGCGCCCACAUCAUCUGGAAGAGGCGAUAAGAAGCUGAGCGAGAGAGAGUUUCACCGUGGAUCAAACGAAACCAUUUUGCGCGCAGGUGAGAAACCUGGAAAGAUGGACAGAUGGGGGAUAGAAACAGAGAAAGAAUAAAAGAAACAGGAGAAAAACAAAAGGAAAGCAAAGGACAUGGAGAGAGCGCAUCACUGGUGGAUCAUUUGGACAGUGUGUGACACAGAAACACGCACACAGUCACAUCUACACAAAACCACAGCAGCAAGAGAGAGAGAGAGGGGGAGAGAGAGCAUCAUAGUUGGAUGCUAUAAGGCGCGUAAAUCUCCUGGACCAGGACUCAGACGCUCACAGUUGAAGUUGCUUUCCGCACGUGAGAGUCUGAAUGACCGUGAAACCGGCAGACUGAGAGACAGAUCUGAAACUGAAUGACGCUGGAAUCACAGCGUUUUGGUGAAUGAAACCUCAGAGUGGAAACAUCACUCCAGCUGCGCGAGAGGACUCGUUUCACAAAAUGAAGCGGCUGACCUGGAAAGCUUCCGAUCUGCAGUUCUGUUUGUCUUUUUCCAGUUUAAAUGGGAACUGAAUGACACGCUGGGAACCGUGUGGCACCUGCUUGCACUGAAAAGAUUUUUGUUGCGUUUUCUGUCCCUGAAUGUUGUCCACUUAGGAUUCCUUGAUCGUAAAUGCCCAGAUUAAUCAUCCGUGAACCUGCACAGGUUGACAGCGGGACUAAUCAAAGAUAAAACUACCCUAGUUCCACAGAAAUGUUCUACGAUGCCAUGUUUGGAGACUGGGGCGCAUAAAGGACGCGUCUCUCCGGUGCCAUUGCACGCAGCGAUGCGCACAGCUACCCGGUGCGCCUAGUCUGACUGCCGCAUGGACGCGGGAAGUCGGGGUGCUGAGGGGGCUGUAGUACCGCCUAAAACCAGGCAUUAUAAAAACCAUCUAUUGAUUUAAAAAAAAAAAAAGUUUCAACUUAUUUAAUGGGUUCCCCUUUCUUACUGGGAUGUAGGCCAUAUGUGUAGUAUACAAGUAUCUGUGAUGAGAAGAGAGAUGUGUUUCCAUCCGUUAACUGUCUAAUGUAUUAUUAAUCCAUUAUUGGACGCAGCAGCUCGGAGCUUUUCUAUCGCGCGCGAACACAUUGAGGUGUUUUAGAGGAAGUUUUUCAACUGUCCCGCUCUGAAACUGUCGUAAAUUGUUGUUAAUAACUAUUCCAUAUAAAUUAUCCCAGCCAUUCAAAUGAAAGCGAAAACCACGAAUGUCCCCCAGCAUUUAGUAUGACGUCAUUAUCUGGACUGGGUUUCUCUCUGCACCCCAACUCGGACUGACUUCCAGCGUCAGUGGACAGCCGUGCGUUAUGUUGAAUGGACCGACCUUCCGCGACCACGACCCGAUGCGACUCGUCGACCCGAGGCACCUUACGCAGAUGAUGUCCCUGGAGGACCGUGAGCCCACCAUUGUGGAAGGGACCCUGGGGCCCCACAACUCCACGCCGGCAGGGGAGGAGGGGGCUCCGGGUCAGCAGCACAAGACCUUCCCCUGGGUGGUGACCCUGCUGGCCGGCGUCCUGAUCACAACCAUCGUGGUGGAUGUUAUCGGGAACCUGCUGGUCAUCGUGUCCGUGUUCAGGAACAGGAAACUCAGGAAAGCAGGAAACGCCUUCGUGGUGAGCCUGGCUCUCGCUGACUUGGUAGUCGCCAUCUAUCCCUACCCGCUGGUGCUGACCGCCAUUUUCCACGACGGCUGGAUCGCUGGCUACAUCCACUGUCAGAUCAGCGGCUUCCUCAUGGGCCUCAGCGUCAUUGGCUCCAUCUUCAACAUCACGGCCAUCGCCAUCAACCGCUACUGCUACAUCUGCCACAGCCUUAAGUACGACAAACUGUUCUCCAACAGCAACACCAUGUGCUACGUCGUGCUCGUCUGGGGGCUCACCAUCCUCGCCAUCGUGCCCAACUGGUUCGUGGAGUCGCUGCAGUACGACCCGCGGGUGUACUCCUGCACCUUCGCCCAGUCGGUCAGCUCGCUGUACACCAUCACGGUGGUGGUGGUGCACUUCAUCCUGCCAAUCGGCAUCGUCACCUACUGUUACCUGCGUAUCUGGAUCCUCGUCAUCCAGGUGAGGCGGAGGGUCAAGCCGGACUCACGGCCAAAGAUCAAGCCGCAUGACCUCCGCAACUUCCUCACCAUGUUCGUGGUGUUCGUGCUCUUUGCCGUCUGCUGGGCGCCGCUGAACCUGAUCGGCCUGGCGGUGGCGCUGGACUCCAGGCUGAGCCGGUCGAUACCGGAGUGGCUGUUCACGGCCAGCUACUUCAUGGCGUACUUUAACAGCUGCCUCAACGCAGUCGUCUACGGCGUCAUGAACCACAACUUCAGGAAGGAGUACAAGAAGAUCGUCCUGAUCAUUUUCAAGUUUCACUGCUGAGACGAUAUGCUGAGGGGAGGGUGGAGGCAAAGGGUGGGGGUCGAUUUUUUACUAUUGUGACAAUAAAAGGCUAUUAAAAAGCAACGAAAGAAAGAAAAAGAAGAACUCGACCUUGACAAAGAGGGGAAAACAGUACUAAUGAAAGGAAAAGAAAACAAAUAAAGGUGCUGUAGACAGAAGAAAGAAAAACACCCUGAAUGAGGAAGAAAAAUAGAACAACUUUAAUAGCUGGAGGUGUGGAGGAAGAGAGGCGGAGGGUUGAGACGAAGUGAAAUAAAUUAUGUCACACAGAGUUAUCAGUGAUGCCUUCAGGGAAAUUGAGAGACUUAAAAAAGAGAGAGGCAGAGACCAGAGUUUGGGAGUAACUCUUAACUUAGUAAUGUGUUUUAUUAUGACUUUCUUUGGUAAUGAAGUCAUGAAUUACUGUUUGAAUUAAAAAAAUAUUUGUGUUUUUACCAACUUCAUACUUCAAUUUGAAGUUGGAUUAUUCAAACAUUGUGAUCAUCUCCUUCCCCCCCCGAUUCAUUUUGAUGCAUAAAAUCAUCUUUUCUAUCUAUCAAUCAACUAUUUUCAAGGCAGAAAUCCUCCAAUACUGUGAUUUUUUUAAAGGACAGUGGACGUCCAAGCUGUUUCUGUUUCCUGAUUGUUCACAGAAUGGAAAUCUGACUAAUGCUGCUCAGAAUGAAGAGAGUGGUUUUUCAAAAAAGUAAUUUAUUAAAUAGAAAAACAAAUGUGCUUUUUGGGAAUAUUAAGUGGUGUUAUAUACUUUUAAAUUAAUAAUUAAUUAAUGAUCAAAGGUGCACAAACAUCAAGAUUUAACAUGAACUGUGACAGAGGCUGACAGUCUUCUUGGCUAUAGUCUUGUUUGUUAACAGUAAUUAUUUUUAUGUUUUAAAUGUGACAUUAAUGAUUUUUUGGAGUAACAAGCCAAAUUCUCACUGGGACAAAAAAAAAAAGACGAAAGGAUGGAUGGAGGGGCAAGAGUUGGAGACCCGAGUCACAAAUGUGAUUACUUUAGGCUCACCAAAAUCAAAACGUGCAAUCUGACUUUGACUUUGAACAAUGACUUGUGACUUGACUUGGACUUUAGCCCUUUUGACUUGAAAUGACUUGAUAGCAUUCCCAAGCCCAAAGAUACAAAUGAUCCUAUUAAAUGUUGGCAUGAAUUCAUGCUGAGCAGCUGCUCAGGACACUUUUAACAACCAAAAAGUUAUCCUAAAGAGAGGCUGAAAAGCAGUGGUUUGCUGUUUUCUCUGGUUGAAAUGUUUAAGCCUGAUGAUUCGGCUCUGACCACGCACCACCCCUGACCAGCAGUAAUGUUGGGUGUGGUUGGGUGUGGUCCUGGAGUCCACCUGUACUUCACUGCAGCAAGGUAUGGCAGCAAGGCUGAUAUCUAUUAAUACAUCCACGGUCUAAUGUAGAGGCUCUGGCAAAAAAACACAAAGGGUUGUGUGACAAAAAGUUGAACAUUCAGCAAUGCUCUGAGUUGCCAAAUCAAAGUGCGCCCUCCACGUAAAUUACCUUGUAACAUGAAUGGCGCAGCGUCUACCUCGUAAUCAUCAAGACUAAAGUCUAAAAUCCUGUCUCAUAGGAUUCUAAACUGCUGUGCAGGUUUUUGGUGUCCUCAAAAGUAUUACUUAAACUGGACUUCCUGGAUAGUAAUUAAUCACCUCACCCGUACCUGUUGCUAUUGCACUAUGCAGCUACAAGUGUUUUUUUGUAAUACAGUAGUAUUUUCAUUCUGAAAGUGGCAGAAAUGUUGUCAUGCAAAAUCAACAAACAACCGUCAGUUUCUAACAUGGCACACAUUACUAUAACAGUUACGAUCUUUCUCUCUCUCUGACCUCUAAUUUCAGAGAGAGAAAGAGUGAGUUGUUACUCAAAUUUUCAAGAUUUUCUCAUUUUUACUGUUACUCUGCUGGUUUUACAUGUGGUGAGGGGGCCGUAAUGACUUGUUAAGGACUUGAAAUGCAAAGUUUAGGACUUGAAAUGCAAAGAUUAGGACUUGGACUUAACUUUUAGUGUCAACAUUUGGGACUGAGACUUGUGACUUGCAAUAUAAAGACCUUUUUCCACCUGUGGUGAAAGCUGAUGGUGUUAUUUGUGCUACGGAGGCGUAAAGUUUUUAUCCUCUGGGACUGUCUCACCUCUUCACAUCAUCGGUUCCUUCUACCUGGGACAGGAACAGCACAGGUGGGAUAGACUCUCCACAUCCUGCGUUAAUCCGCUCAGACGAGAUGACGAAGUUUUCUCACACGUGAACCGGACGUGUCUGUGUGUAAGACACUUAAAUGAACAAAACCAGAGUGAAAAAAAAAAAGAAAUAACACGGUGUCUCUGCCAUUCAGAAGCAAUACUGUGUGCACUUUCAUUUCUAACUCAUCCUCACACAUCAAAACUGGGCUCAAUUCCUACAUCACACACCCUCCCAGCAGUGAGUACAUUUGCUUUGCACUUCACCUUUGAACAUUAAACAUGAGAAUGACCAAAAAAAGAGACAUGAAAAUGACUAAUUAAGUUAUGGUUGUUCUGAACAGUAUUCUGACCACAUCACUGUGUUUCACACUCCUGAAAAGAUGAAUUUUGCAUAUGUAUGAAUAAGCAGGGUGUUGCUGCUGUAAUGAUCUGCCUGUGCUUCAGCCCCAUUUUAAUAAACUCACUGUGUGUGUGUGUGUGUGUGUGUGUGUGUGUGUGUGUGUGUGUGUGUGUGUGUGUGUGGAUCAGGCUGUUCUGGGACCAGUUCUUCACUUCAGCUGUGUGAUGGAGUGUGUAUGUGUAUGUCUUUGUUUCAUUUUUGUGCCAAAAUGUUGCCGGUUCCGAACCCAGGGAAGGUCUUUAAGGGGAAAUUUAAAGUGAAAUGCUUUUUUCUUCUUCAGUACUCAGUAGGCAUUAACUGGAUAAUUUGCAGGUCAAACAACAUCUAGACAUCCAAACAGAAUUUGAGAAAUAUACAGAAUUUAGAGGAGAGAUUUAGAGGUGCUGAUUGGUGAAUUUUGUGACCUUUGGACAGAGUAAGGCUAGCUGUUUCCACUGUCUUUAUGCUAAGCUAAGCUAACCAGCUUCUGGUUGUAGCCUCAUAACCAUAUUUCCCCAAAUGUGAAACUAUUCCUUUAACUGAUGAACUAAAUGACUAAUUAACAUGGAAAUUCAAUUAAAUCAACACGUUUGUCAUUUCUUUAGCUAAAAGCAAUAGUUUGACAUUUCGGGAAAUAAGUUCAUUUGCUUUCUUGGUAAGAGUUACACGAGAAGAUCGAUACUACUAUCAUGUCUGUCCGUUAAGUAUGAAGCUGGAGCCGGGAAGUGAUUAACGUAGCUUAGCAUAAAGACUGCAAGCUGUGGGAAACAGCCAGCCUGGCUCUUUCCAAAGUUAAAAAAAAUAUACCAUAUACAAACACCUCCACAGCUCACAGAUUAACACAAUGUAUCUGGUUUGUUUAACCUGUACACAAACACAUAUUUAAAAAAGGACAAUUUGUGGUUUUAGGAGGUUUAGGCGCUGGAACUAUUUCUUGGUGAACAGAUGGGUGCAGUGACUUCUGGGAGUCUUGUCGUCACAGUGAGGUUACCAGGCAACCACUGGUUACAGCAUGUAACCCCCUCCUAAAACCACAAAUAGUUGUUUUUACAUUACUGUCAAGUCAAGUCAAUUUUAUUUAUUUAGCUCAAAAUCAUAAAUCACAGUCUGCCUCAAGGGGCUUUACAAUCUGCGCAGCAAACGACUCCCUCUGUCCUUAGACCCUGUUUGUGUACAUGUUUAUUUACAUGAGAUACAACAUGUUAAUUAGUGAGCUUUAGACGUGCUGUUAGGCAUAUUUUUGAACUUUGAACAGAGCCAGGCUAGCUGUUUCCCCCUGUUUCCAGUCUUUAUGCUAAGCUAAGCUAAGCUAAUGGACAUGGCUCUAGCUCCGUGCUGAUCGCACAGACUUUCCAAGAGUUCGAUCUUUUCAUUAAACUCUAAAAUAGAGAGCGAAUGCAUGUAUUUCCCAAAAUGACGAACUUUUUGUUUAAGUAUUCAUUUAGUGCAUUAUUUUUAUAUUUACUUUUUAGUCAUUUUUUUGGUAGUAGUUUAGCAUAUUUAGUAAAUUUGUUUUGUAUGUGAUGAUUUUUUUUCAUCAGCAGUUUGCUCAGUUGUCAUUGAGAUGGUUCAGUUAUCACAUGACCCAACAUAAGAUAAGAUAUUGAAAUAUAAUCACUGGAAUUAUGUUGAAACAAGCAUUAUAUGUAACCUAGAUGUGUCCAAACUUUCCCGUUUUGACCAAGAACCAGACAUCUUUUCACCUGCAAAUUACCAAAACCAUGUCUACUGUGUAAUGACAAUUCUCAGAAGAAAAUAGUUAUAUGUGUGGAAAAAUAUGUGGAGGUGAAGCACAGUUUCCCUUAAAAAAAAAAGUCCUGAACAUUUUGCCUUCCUUUCAACGUUAAAAAGGUAGAUGUUAAAUGGAAGAAUGAGUUAAAAGAGUAAAACCCCACCUUCCCAGUGCAGAUGGAUGUGAAUUUACAUCCAUAAGAGCUGGAGUUAGUAAAUCAACCCCAGGUGUGGGCUAGUUAGAACAACCUGGUGAGGACAGUGGCAAAUAUAAUUGGCCCACUGAGGGUUUAAAAAAAUACAGUACCAGCUUUUUACCUGUAGUGGUGUAAAUUGAAAGUUUCCUUUUUUCCCCCUCUUCUUUUAAGCGCUAAAAAUCAAUGCAAUGAACUGAGCUUGUUGUUGUUUGUGUGGUUGGAACAGUUUAAAAAAAGAAAAUGUAAAAAACAGUGUCUGUGUCCCUGGCUGACGGCCAGCCAGUUGCAUUGGAAGCCAACAGUAAAUGAGAAUGUACCUGUUUUCCUUUCAUACGCUGUUUUGCACAUCGCCGUGGAGAAUGUUUCCUCUGAAUUUCUGUAAUGUUGAUGAGACAAAAAAAACAACCAAGACCUGGAAAACAUGUCUUAAUUAAAGAACGUUCACUGUGA
Molecule: messenger RNA, 7554 nt
Organism: Siniperca chuatsi (mandarin fish)
Lineage: Eukaryota; Metazoa; Chordata; Actinopteri; Centrarchiformes; Sinipercidae
Gene: mtnr1al
Product: melatonin receptor type 1A like
Exons: 2
Coding region: 1537-2601 (354 amino acids)
Biological process (GO): G protein-coupled receptor signaling pathway
Cellular component (GO): membrane
Molecular function (GO): melatonin receptor activity
Source: RefSeq, a predicted model, not a curated record